AUGAUCACUGACGGUAUCUCAGCUCAAACAGAUACAGACUUAUUUACAACUGAAUUACAAAACGCACAUGCUGAUCUUUAUAUGGUUUGUAUUAUACCCGAAGUACCGAAAGCUGACGAUAGCAAAUACUCCGACGACUAUAAGAAAUUCGAUCUUGAACACAAGAAAAAAGGGAAAGAAUUCAUACAACGUGUAGCACCUGAACGAAAUCAAUUAAUUGAAAUCGGACAAUUGGAUACUUUAACAAAAACAGUUGUUGCUGAUCUCAUUGGCAUUAUCGAACAAUUGAUUUUGGAUUAUACAAAUCCUUCUAUUGCUCGUCAAACUACUACAUCGACGAACAAUGCAAUUAAAUUUCAACCAUUACACGCCUUCACAUUAUCGGAUGUAAGAAAUGUCGAUUUAUGGAGACAUCCGGAAAUUGCAUACACCGGCCAAUUCUAUGUGAACGAUUCCAGACAAAAACUUGAACAGCAAGCACUACAACAAUAA
Rotaria sp. Silwood2 is the source of this 492-nucleotide messenger RNA. NCBI's taxonomy places the organism in Eukaryota, Metazoa, Rotifera, Eurotatoria, Philodinida, Philodinidae. The record is from the annotation of a GenBank genome assembly.